CAUAGGAGAGAUCUAUAGUAAACAAAAAAGACCCCCUGAAGAUCGAGCAAAAGAAUUGAAGCAUGAAGCAGACAAGAUCAUAUGCCCUAAUGAGGUCUUCUUCAAUGGAUGUCCCUCAAAUUCCCACAUCAUCACUUAUCCCAAAAAAGCCUCCUCUUCCCCCUCUCAUCGACUUCCCCACUUCUCCUCAACUUAUCAUGGGGCAAGAGAUGAUUCAUUUCAGUCACCCACAACAUCCUCUGUCGCAACUAGACCUGCGCGACCAAUUUUGCUGCAUCGGCUGCAAGGAAUAUGGUGCAGGCUUGAGGUUCAGCUGCCAACAAUGUGAUUUUCAGCUACAUGAUUUUUGUGCCCUCGCUCCUCCUGGACUUAAGGGCCACCCUUUCCACACCCAGCACCAACUCGCUUUCUAUUCUAAGCCAGCAAAAUCGACGUGUGAUGUUUGUGCGAAGCCCAGCAAAGGGUAUGUUUUCCGAUGCGGUGUGUGUAGUUUCCAGAUGCACCCUUGCUGCGCUAUGCUAGAUUCAGAAGCACACUUCCCCUGCCAUGCCCCACAGUCACAUACCCUUAGGCUUUUACCUGCAAAUAUAACAUCAAAUGGCGACCCUGCUAAUAUUGUGUGUGGUGAGUGCAAGAGGAGGAGGGCAGGGAGAGUAUACAGUUGCAGAGCUUGCGAUUACUAUCUCCAUGCGGUUUGUGCUAAGAAUAUGGUUAAUGGGUUCCAUGCCAACGGCAUCAACGACCUCGAAAAACCACGGAAGUUACGGGGUUGGCAUUUUGCAUCUCAAGUUGUCGGAAAAAUCAUUGGAGGGCUUCUUGAGGGUAUUGCGGAAGGUUUGGGAGAAGGCUUGGUUCAAAAUAUUAGCAAAGGAAAGGGCACCAGUACUACUACAAGAACAAUUUAAUUAGUAAAUUAGCUAGGUAUAUAACCUGUUUUAAUUAGCUUCUUCUUGGAACAGGCUCCUAUUUAAUUAUGCACAUGUAAGUUGUUGGUAUCUAAGAUGGAUCCACUAGUGUACGUGUGGUGUUCUUCAAUUCUCAUCGUUUGAUUUGUCUAUACCAGUGUACGUAUGUGUAGCUGAUGUACGUGGGUGUGUUUGCUUCGCAAAUAUGUAUUUAAGAAAAAUAUUUCA
This is a messenger RNA of Corylus avellana, 1133 nucleotides long. RefSeq names its product Cysteine/Histidine-rich C1 domain family protein. The record is from RefSeq and is a predicted model, not a curated record. Lineage: Eukaryota; Viridiplantae; Streptophyta; Magnoliopsida; Fagales; Betulaceae.